This is a messenger RNA of Colletotrichum phormii, 3012 nucleotides long. RefSeq names its product DDHD domain-containing protein. NCBI's taxonomy places the organism in Eukaryota, Fungi, Ascomycota, Sordariomycetes, Glomerellales, Glomerellaceae. Gene Ontology annotation, cellular component: cytoplasm. The transcript is spliced from 6 exons. The record is from RefSeq and is a predicted model, not a curated record. Gene Ontology annotation, molecular function: metal ion binding; glycerophospholipase activity. The coding region runs from base 1 to 3012 and encodes 1003 amino acids.
AUGGCUCCCGGCGGCGCUGACCGCAAACCAGAAAAGUCCUACCUCUCCUCCGCUGUCGACUCGAUCAACCCUUGGGCCGGCAGCCGGAGUUCAACACCGACGCCCAAGGAUCCUCCUCCACAGCCCGUGCCCGUUCCGACCUCCCGCCCAGGCGAUCACAGCAUCACCCACUUAUACGGCCAGAGCAUCAAGACCUACCCCUCCGACUGUCCUCCUCUGAACGUCCUCUGGUACCACGCAACUGAUGUUCCCAAGCGCAAACCCCAGUUCCUCCGAGACAAAGCGAAGCCUGCCGAAGAUGCCAAGCCCCCAGUCCAGCCAAAGAAGUUUCUGCCUUUUUCCAAGCUAGAUUCUCGCGCAAUCGAGACGGCAUACCAACGUUUAUUGGAGGAUUCAGAGAAGCGAAGAGAAGAGCGAUCGUUGCGCAACGUUUCGUCGGGCUCUAGACGCGGUCGCCAAAACACUGACGAUGAGAGCGCCCACAGCAGCUUGGAGACGAGCCCCGAGGGUACCCAGGCCCCCAAAACACGCGUCCCCGUGAACGAGGACUACCUCUUUGAUGUCGAUAUCGAAAAUCGAGAGCUGGGCCCGGUCUACUGGCUGGGUCCUGUGUAUGAAGUGCGGCGCGGCACCUGGUUCUACGAUGAGGGGUCGUCUUUGCGGCCAUGUGAGGAGAACUUAGCUUCGCAGCUGGAGGAGGGCUAUCUCAAGGUCAAGCCCUGGACAUAUCCCAAGCCGCGGGUUCGCAACGACCCGAAGAACAAGGACCCCAAAGCCAAGGAUGUGACGCCCAAGGCGUCCGUCGAAAAUCUCAAGGCCGCGGCAGCUACAACUCCCACGACCGACGGAAGUUUGAAGUCUCCGGGGCCACAGAACCAACACCAACCCUCUUCGCACCGCUUGUUUGGCGCCUGGAUGAACAAUAUUGCGACAUAUCAAGAUGCAGGCACGGCAUGGCUCACUUCAGACAGCAUGCUUUCGUGGGUGACGUCCACCAUGUACGAGAGAUUCUCGGGCGGUGGUUACAUGAGUGGUGUCAAGCUGGUCAGAGGCUAUUCUGACGUAGCAAAGAACAAGAAACAACAAAAGCAGCCGGCGACGCCAACAGACCCUACCGCAACCCCUCAGCUAGAUGAGAAGCAGCAAAAACUGCUCAAGAGGAGGUCUGCACCACCGUCUUCCAGGCCAUCGCAGUCAACCGACGACAUCUCGCUACUAGAGGAGGAAGAUGAUAGGGAAAAUUCCCUUCAAAGACAAAUCUCAUCGCUGAUGGAGGGGGCCGAGCGUAACCAGGAAGAGCAGGAGGAGGAAAUUCGGAAGAGAGAGGAGAAGGAAAUAGAAAACGACUACAACGGCCAGCUUGGCGAAACCCAAGGGCGAGAAAUCGAGCAUCUUGUGUUAGUCACUCACGGCAUCGGUCAGCUCCUCGGCAUUCGCAUGGAGAGUGUGAAUUUCGUUCACGAUGUCAACAUAUUGCGAAAGAACAUCAAAUCAGUGUACUCCAUCUCUGCUGACCUGCGGGCACUAAACUCGGAGCUCGAAGAUGGCCCCCGAAACUGUCGCGUACAGGUUUUGCCCGUGUGCUGGAGACAUCUUCUCGAUUUCCCCAAGAGGCGAGAAAAGAAAAAGGAGCAAGACAUUGGUGACGGUGCCCAAGAUGAGGACGAAUACCCCUCCCUAGAGGACAUCACCAUCGAAGGCGUGGCGUUCGCCAGGUCUUUGAUCUCCGACCUCGCAUUAGACGUUCUCUUAUACCAGAGUGCCUACCGAGAACAGAUAUCGGAGAUUGUGCUGAAGGAGUCGAACCGUAUCUUCAAGCUGUUCAUGGAACGGAACCCAGAGUUCAAGGGCAAGGUCCAUGUUGUUGGCCAUUCCCUCGGCUCGGCCAUCAUGUUUGAUAUCUUGUGCCGGCAAAAAGAGAAGCAAAAGACGCUGGUAACCCCCCGGAACCCCCUUCGAUUCUGGCCUGCACAUGAAAAGGCGGAGGGCCAUCGGGAUCGAGAAACCAACGAGUUGCGAUUCGAGUUUGAUGUGGAAGAUUUCUACUGCCUUGGGUCUCCGGUAGGGUUGUUCCAAAUGCUCAAGGGACGUAGGACAAUCUCGGCUCGCCACUUACCCAACUCGCGGCCGUCGGAAAGCCCCUUGAACCCAGAUUUGAUGGACGACCCAUUCCUUGCCGCGAAUCCGGCUUCUCCUACGCAUCGUGUUUCCGCAAUCACUGGUCUCCCCUAUUCAGUCUCGUCUCCAAAGGUGUCGCAGCUUUUCAACGUCUUUCAUCCGUCGGAUCCAAUCAGUUACCGUCUCGAACCCCUGAUUUCACCUGCAAUGUCGACACUGAAGCCCCAAGUCUUGCCGUACACCAAGAAGGGCAUAUUUGGCAACGUGGCGCAACAGGGCCUCUCGGGCAUCGGUAUGAAGGUCGGCCAGAGUGUCAGCGGGCUAUGGUCCAGCUUGAGUGCAGGCAUAGCAAGCAACAUUCUGAAUCGCAGCCUCGGCCUCAGCAACGAGGAUGUGGCCAAGAUGAACUCGGCCAACUCGCCACAGCAGGUUUCAGGAGCAGGCACGAAUAUUGCAGACAGCGGUGUGAUUUCGGACGUGUCGAAGCUUGGGGAAAAGACGAAUGAGCGAAAGAAGCAGCUGGCAGACUCCAAGGCCAUGAUUGGCCGCACCAGUAUCAGCGGGAACGAGAUGACGCUGAUUGACGACGAGCUCGAGACGCUGUACUCCAAGUUCCAGGAGAAGCGGGUAGUGUUGGCCAAGACGGACGAUGAUGGCGGCGCCGCGGACUGGCUUGAGGCAGAGCGUAAGGCGCAGAAGCUGCGGCGGGAGGAGAUGAAGGUCCGGGCCCUGAAUCGCAACGGGCGUGUCGACUACAGCAUUCAAGAGAGCGUUCUCGACUUCAACCCUAUGAACACGAUUGCGUCGCACAUGAGUUACUGGUCUGACGAGGACGUCAGCCAUUUCAUCCUGUCACAACUACUUUCUAAUAGAAGCCGGGCGGAACGAAAGUAG